This is a messenger RNA of Entelurus aequoreus (snake pipefish), 4672 nucleotides long. Its product is annotated as zinc finger protein 3-like. Lineage: Eukaryota; Metazoa; Chordata; Actinopteri; Syngnathiformes; Syngnathidae. The coding region runs from base 324 to 1400 and encodes 358 amino acids. The record is from RefSeq and is a predicted model, not a curated record. The transcript has 3 exons.
UUAAACUAAUGAAGAAGAAGACGUCUUCUUCCGGCUCUCCACACUGCGUGUACACAAAACAGAACAAGAAAAAGCAAGAUGGCGUUCAAUGGAUAAGCCAUUGUUUUGUGUUCUUAAUCAGUGCGUACAUGGAAAAAUGUAUGCUGUUUAAUAAAUUAAACGUCAUAAAUGGCUGUUUUUGUCCGGAUACACUAGUCUGGGCGCACUGAGCUGCUUCUCCUGCUAGCUUAGCUUGUUAGCCGCUAACAAAGAGACGCGGAAGUUAUCAACACAUCGCUAAGCAGAGAUCAAGUGUGAGUGUAAAGUGUUGUGAUUGUGUGAAAAUGUGCGAAAGAACGAUAGCAGAGUACGAGGAGGAACUUUGUCCAACAAAAGAGGAGAAGGAGCGACAAUAUCAACUACUGGACGCUGUUUUCAAGAAACAUCAAGUUGUGUUACACAGAACAGAAGUCCAGCAGCCCCCCUAUAUUAAAGAGGAAGCUCUGUACCCCCCUUGUGUAAAAGAGGAGGAGCCAAAGCCACACAUUAAAGAGGAAGAGGAGGAAGUGUGGAUCCGUCAGGAGGGAGAGUGUCUUCUAGGGCAGGAGGAGGCUGAUCUCACCAAGUUUCCACUGACUGUUGUCUCUGUGAAGACUGAAGACCAUGAAGACAAACCACCCGAGUCCUCACAGCUUUAUCACAGUCCAAACGUCUGUGAAGAACAUCUUCUCCCUGAGCAGCAGGAGGGGACCUUCAAGAGGGAGCAGGAGGAGCCACAACCCCACCACAUUAAAGAGGGACAGGCGGAGCCACAGCACUCCCAUAUUAAGGUGGAAAUAGACAAACACAGCAUCAGUCAGUUUCCAGUGAUUGGUGUGAUUGUUAAGAGUGAAGUGGAUGAGGUCAAAGGUGAAAGUGAGGAGAAGAGAGAGGUGGAGCCUCUCAGCAGCAGCUCAACUCAACACAUGACAACAGAAGCUGAUGGAGACCACUGUGGAGGAUCACAAGCAGGCAAGCUCUUAGCUCCACUAUCAGAUAGUGACGACACAACGUCACACUCUCCUGACACUGAUGAUGAAGACUCUAAAGCUGAGAAGACAUGUCACACUGACAACACACACUUUACAUGCCCUUACUGUGACAAAACUUUUAAUCACCGUUUUAGUUUGAAAAGACACACACGACGACACACUGGAGAAAAACUUUUUUCCUGUUCCAUCUGUGCUAAAGGUUUUAUACAGAAUACUGAUUUGGAAAAACACAUGAGAAUACACACUGGAGAAAAACCAUUCAUGUGUUCUAUUUGUAGUAAAAGAUUCUCCCAGAAAGCAAAUUUGAUAAUACACAAAAGAAUACACACUGGAGAAAAACCUUUUAAUGCUCAGUCUGUGGUAAAUGUUUCAUACAAAAUAAAGAUUUGAAAGUACACAUGAGAAUACACACAGGUGAGAAAGUGUUGAGUUGCACUGUGUGUGAUGAAAGAUUCUCUUAUAAGUACCAGUGUAAGAAACACAAGUGUGUUGGUGAGAACAGCAGCAGCAAAUGAAGUCAAAAAUGUGAUAAUUUUUGGAAUAUAGCUUUUAUUUCAGGAAAGUGCAUGCAUUAAUAUACAACAUUGUGUACAUUUAUUUUAAAAUAUGUAUUUUCUCUCACUGAAAAUGUGUACAAUAUCAGCUUUUCUGACUGCCCUAAUAUUAACUUGUUUUAAAUUCAUUUUAUAAUAUAGAGUACAAAACUUAUGUUACAUAAAAUAAACAGUGGAUGUGUAUACAGAAUAGAUAGGCAGGAAUACAUGUUGUACUUAUCCAUAACAGUGUUUUUAUAUGAGUUUGUGAAGUAAUGAAGUUUUAAAUAUUUUAAUUUAUUAUUGUAAAUGAUUCCAUAGAUGAACACCUUCAUAUAAUAUACAUAUUUGUUUUACAUUUGUUCAUACCUUUGCUUUUGAGUACACAUAAAUCUCCCAUAUUAUUAUUUACUUUAUACAUCAUUUGAGCUGUUGUUUUAUACAAGAUCAUUUACUUUUAGUAUGUGUGACUUUAUGAAUAAUUUGUUGGGUCUUGAUAAUCCAAUCUGUUGAUUAUUUUUAUUACUUUAUUUUGUAAUAUGAAUAUUGUUUUGUAAUUGUUUUAUAUUUAUGUUCCCAGACCUUUUAUCCAAUAAGCAAUGUAUGCUUUAACUAAAGUUGGGUACAAUAAAUGUAAUUAUUAUUUAUGUAUUUUGUUAUAUUUAUUAUUUAUUAACCCUGUGAACGAUAACAAUGGCAACAGCAUUACAACUGAAUGUCAACAAGCUGCACGAUGGGUGUAACACAUUUGUGACAUUCUUAACAGACCAGAGCCAGAAGGCCGAGCUAAAAUGAAAACACCAGAUGCUGCCCUGGACAUUUCCUUACUGGGUGGGUCAGAGGUAGAGACAUUGAUCAAAGCCCUGAAAAAUGGGAAGGCCAGUGGAAAUGUCAGCAUCCAUGCAGAAAUGCUAAACCUUUUCUACUCCACCUGGACCUCAGAGACAAUCCCUGAAGACUGGACUAUGGCUGUCAUUGUAAAGCUUCCCAAAAAAAAGAAAUCCUCAACAUCUGUGACAGCGGUCAAAGCAUCACUUUACUAUCCGUACCAUCCAAAGUGUUGUGUCAAAUCCUCCUGAAGAAAAUUGACUUACCUUUCAACACCAAGCUGAGAUAAUAACGAGCUAGCUUCAAGGCGGGAAGAGUGGGAAUAGACCAGAUUUUUGCCCCGAGCAAUAUGAUCAAGCAAAGCUUAAAAUAAAACUGUUCAGUGUACUCAACUUGAUCAAACUCAAGAAAGCCUUUGACAGUCUGGAUUGGGACACUCUAUGGAAGAUCGGGAGGUCCUAUGGGUUCCCCCUAAAGUGGAAACCUUGAUAGAGUUGUUCUACCAAGACCUCAAAUGCAGUGUCAUCGUAGACGAAAACCCAUUCGAGUCAGAGCCGUGUAUGGAGAAAGUAUGGACAACUCGGUUUCGGAGUUGGUCCCAAACGUGACCAAUAAUUUCAAGAGAUUGUCUGGCCAUAUUCUCUCUGAUUGUUCAAAAGCCCUUCACGUGACUCCAGGGCACUAUGUUUGUGACCAACUUUGAAACAGAGUUGUCCAUACUGUCCCUAUUCACGGCUCUGACUCGAGUGGUUUUCUGUGAUGUCUGGUGUGAGAUGGGGUUGCAUCAUCUCACCCAUGCUUUUCCUUCUCUCCAUUGACUAUAAUUAUAGACAACACAACAGCAGACAAACCAAAAGGCAUCCAAUGGACUAUAUUGUCUCAGAUCAAGACUUUCUGAUGAUAUAGCUGUUUUGAAAUCCAACCAAAAACGAAUGCAGAAGACAAGGACGUUAAUUAGCUUUGCUAAGACAGGCUCGAACAUCAACACGGCCAAGACACAGACCAUGUUAAUUAACAACAAAUGCGCCUCCCAUCAACGUUGAUUCCAAACCACUUGAAACAGUAAACGACUUUACCUACCUUGGUAGCAUUGUGCGCUCAGAAAAAAAAGUGCUUUUGCUGAAAGCUACUUCGCCCAAUCUGAAAGUCUAUGCAAUACAGUUUGCGAACAAGUUUUUAAUUUACAACAGCAAUAUGAAGUCGGUCCCAAUGUAUGGCUUGGACUGUUAAUGGUUUAUCGAGAGCGAAACUAAGAUCUAGGCCUUGUUCCACAUUCUGUGCCUGAGAAGGAUCUGCUGUAUAUUUUGGCCCGACAUCAUCUCAAAUAAGGAGUUCUACAAAAAGUCCAGUUGCAGCAUCUUAGUAAACGAGAUCAGAUACUGACGCAGAGGAUGGCUCAGGCACGAGCUCCGCAUGGACCGGCAGCCGAUACUCAAGAAUGCCGACUGGAAGGCGGAAACCGGGUAGGCUGGCGAACACCUGGAAGAAAACCAUUGCCUAACAACUUAAAGAACCAGGUCUCUGUUUAGACUGAGCUUUCAACCGGAAGUCGAAGUGCAGUUCUGUCCUCUAGUCGUCUAUAUAGAGGGCCUCAGAUAUUUGGCUAAAGUAUCCCACAAUGCAUUGCCAGAAGCCAUAUUGAAAGGCUAGCGUCAUCGUUCACGAUAGCGCUACACGUAAUAUUUCCGAAUUAUUCGUCGUUAUAAGGAGAAAACAGCCGUAAUUGGAUGCAAUGAUCCGUACAAGAUGGACAAGUCUGAGUGGAGUAAAGACCAUGACAUUUACCAUGAUGUCUCAUACCUGGACUUUGUGAACUAUUUAAUUUUUCAACCCAGUCCAUUUUACAUCUUGAAGGACUUUCAAAAUGAUAAAAGUUCAGAAAGCUAUGACCGCUUUAAGGCAUUUGUGUUUAUCUGUAUAAACCCAGUGCACAUUGUGCCGUCAAGACUAGAGUCGUGGAUUCUCGUCACACUGAACAAAAUUCCAAACAAACCGUUUGGAAGAAGUACGAUGGAAGGCAAGAUUGUUUUAUAAAUAUCUCUGCAAUGCCUCCAUGGUUUGAUUUCAAAUUUUCAGGACUUGCACAGAUCCCAAAUACGCAUAAGCAGGUACCAUCCGGUUAGAAAAAGUGGUUUUGUAUAAUAGGGCCCCUUUAACAAGAUUGUGUCAUGAACACAGCAAUGAUGUUACACAUGCCAUGGUGCUAACAAGUCCAAGUUAUUCACGUUUUGAAAGUUUAUUUAAAAUGUUUCAUUUAUUGCUGCUGCUGUUCUCACCAGCACACUUGUGUUUCUUACACUG